AUGCUACAGCGGAUGCUGAGUGCUUGGCGCAAGUCGCGUGUAGCACGGGCUAAGGAAGGCCAUAAGGAGCUGCAAGAGGUGCUAACAAACAUGCGCAAGCUCGGCCAGCGUGGCAUGACGCUGGAGCAGUUUAAAAGCUCAUCACUGGUGUCCAAGCUUCGCUCGCCCAUGGAAUACCAUGGCCUAGGGAAUAUGAUCUAUAGCAACGCUGACGACAACAACGAGGAGAUGCAGAAGGCGUUGCAUGUGUGGAAGAUAGCAAUGGAACAGGGAAGUGAUAAGGCCAAGUACAGCUACGCAUUGUGCAUGAAGAAAGGAACUGGUUUUCCAAAGAAGGACACGAUGGGUGCCACAAAGCACUUAAAGGAGUUAGCUGCUUCUGGACAUGGAUGGGGUACUUAUGCGUACGCUGAAGCCUUACAUAAUGGUGAAGGCACGCGCAAGAAUGAGAAGAAGGCAUUUGAGCUGUACAAGAAGUGCGCUGAAAUCGGCAUUCCACCGGCUUAUAUGAACGUCUGUAACAUGUACACACACGGAAUAGGGACGAAGAAGAAUGAGGCAGAGGCCUUGAAAUGGUUGAUCAAGGCGGCUGAAGCUGGCGACCCAUCGGCUAAAAACCGAUUGGGAGAAUACUAUUGGCAUGGUAAAGGGGGCGUGCAGAAGGACCAGGCUCGCGCUAUCCAGUGCUGGAUGGCAGCAGCAAGUGCAGGGGUUGCUAUGGCGCAGUACAAUUUGGGUCACCUGUUUCUCACCGGGGACGGUGUACCGCAAGACCCAUUGCAAGCUGAGGCACUCUUUUGCAAGGCUGCCGAGAAAGGAUUUGUGAUGGCGAUGGUGAACCUAGCGCAAAUGUACCGCUCUGGGUACGGAAAAGUGCCCAAGGACCUGGAGACAGCACGAAAGUGGCUAGAGUUGGCCGCCCCGCAUGAUCCUAAUGCAAAAGAGCUAUUGAAGGCAAUGACGGAACCGAUUGCGACUAAGCAUCAAGACAAUUGA
Molecule: messenger RNA, 996 nt
Organism: Peronospora belbahrii
Lineage: Eukaryota; Oomycota; Peronosporomycetes; Peronosporales; Peronosporaceae
Source: the annotation of a GenBank genome assembly